AAUUAAUUAAUUUCUAAACCCAACUCCCUCUUCAAAUAACCCGACCCCGUGAACCCCACUUCAAAAAAUAAAAGUUAUUAGUAUUUUUAUUUUUUUUUUGUCUCUUGCUAUGCUAUUUUUCUUUGUGCGAACAAUUUGUAUGAAGUUUCCGAUUCUCCCUAAUAGAGCUCUGAUCCGAUCAACUCAGUUUUAACUCGUUAGUAACUCAACCUAUAUCGCCCUCUGCCCAUCAUACAUACUCCGUUGAAUUGUGUUUGAGGGAAAAUGAGUGAAGUAUUUGAGGGAUAUGAGAGGCAAUACUGUGAACUUUCUGUUAAUUUGUCCAGGAAGUGUAAUUCUGCUGCUCUUUUGCCUGAUGGAGAGCCGAAAAAGCAACAGACUUCAGAACUUAAUGUGGGAUUGGAUGAUGCAGAUGUGUUGAUACGGAAAAUGGAUCUUGAGGCAAGAAGUUUGCCUCCGAGUUUAAAAGCAACAUUACUUGCUAAGCUGAGGGAAUACAAAUCAGAUCUGAAUAAGUUGAAGAAAGAAGUGAAUAAACUCGCCUUGAUUGGUGCUAAUCAAGCUGCCCAUGAUUUAGACUCUGGAAUGAUGGAUCCACAUGCAGCUUCCGCAAAUCAAAGGGAACGUUUAGCCAUGGCAACAGAGAGAUUAGAUCAGUCAAGUGACAGAAUCAGGGAGAGCCGAAGGACUGCAUUCGAGACUGAAGACCUUGGUGUCUCAAUUCUCGCAGAGUUGCACCAACAGCGUGAAACACUGUUACAUUCGCAUAAUAAGCUUCAUGGUGUUGAUGAUGCCAUUGACAAGAGCAAGAAGAUCUUGACUUCUAUGUCUAGAAGAAUUAGCCGAAACAAGUGGAUUAUGGGCUCAGUGAUUGGAGCCCUUAGCCUGGCAAUCAUUCUUAUCCUUUAUUUCAAGCUUUUUCACCAUUGAGUACCGAUGUAAUUCAUUGGGAGUUUGGAUGUAAAUCUGGUUUGUUGUUAUGUAUCUGGCUUGUAUGCUAUACUUUUGGCUGCAUUCUGGUGUAUAUCCUAAAUGAAACCAUUUGAUACUUGAAGGGAAAAUAAGCACGUGAUUAUAACAA
Messenger RNA from Capsicum annuum, 1081 nucleotides. RefSeq names its product vesicle transport v-SNARE 12. The transcript has 6 exons. Lineage: Eukaryota; Viridiplantae; Streptophyta; Magnoliopsida; Solanales; Solanaceae. Gene Ontology annotation, molecular function: SNAP receptor activity; SNARE binding. The record is from RefSeq and is a predicted model, not a curated record. The coding region runs from base 265 to 930 and encodes 221 amino acids. Gene Ontology annotation, cellular component: endoplasmic reticulum membrane; Golgi apparatus; SNARE complex. Gene Ontology annotation, biological process: vesicle-mediated transport; intracellular protein transport; vesicle fusion.